Molecule: messenger RNA, 1668 nt
Organism: Spinacia oleracea (spinach)
Lineage: Eukaryota; Viridiplantae; Streptophyta; Magnoliopsida; Caryophyllales; Amaranthaceae
Exons: 8
Coding region: 139-1098 (319 amino acids)
Molecular function (GO): Hsp90 protein binding
Source: RefSeq, a predicted model, not a curated record
AUUGAUUUUGAACCAUAACCGAAAGAAAUAAAGAAAAUCUGUUUCCCAGUCAUUUCGGAAGAACCCUAAACCCCUUAAUCACACACUUCCAGACUAAUUUGUUACAUCAAAAUUAAUAGCAGAGAUUCAGGAACAGAAAUGGCGGGAUCAGAAGCAGUAGGAGGUGGUGAAGUCUCUCUCAAAGAUCAAGGCAAUGGGUUUUUCAAAGCUGGUAACUAUCUUAAAGCCGCUGCCUUAUAUACUCAAGCCAUCAAGAAGGACCCUAACAACGCCACCCUUUUUAGCAACCGUGCUGCAGCUUUUCUUAACCUUGUCAAACUCACCAAAGCACUGUCUGAUGCUGAGAUGACAAUCAGUCUUCGUCCAAACUGGGAGAAGGGUUAUUUUAGAAAAGGAUGCAUUUUGGAAGCCAUGGAGAAAUAUGAUCAGGCUUUAGAGGCAUUUCAAGUCGCAUUGCAGUAUAAUCCACAAAGUACAGAGGUGUCUAAGAAAAUCAAGAAACUUUCACAGUUGUCCAGAGAUAAGAAGGAAGCCGAAGAGAUCGAAAGGAUGAGAUCCAGUGUUGAUGUGGCAAAGCACUUGGGCACAGUGAAAUCUGAAAUGGCUGAGAAGUAUGGAGGUGAAGAAAUUGGCGGAGUAUUGUUCUCAUUUCUUGUUGAAACUAUGGAAAAUGCUGUCAAAACAUGGCAUGAAACCUCAAAAGUGGAUCCACAAGUCUUCUUCCUUCUUGAUAAUGAAAAGACAGAUACAGAGAAAUAUGCCCCUGCUGUGAACAUAGAUAAGGCAUUUGAAUCACCCCAUACACACAGCAAUUGCUUUUCAUUUCUUAGGCAAUAUGCAGUGGAUUCAUUCUCCAAAGCUGCUUGCUUAAUCACCCCCAAAAGCAUCAUAUCUUACCCUCAGGUUUGGAAAGGUCAAGGAUAUAGGAAAUGGAAACAUGGGCAGAAUGAUGGAUUCUUUGUACAAUUUGAGUCUCCCUUUCUACGACAUCUAUGGUUCAUCCCUUGUAACAAUGAGAAAGGAAAGGCCUUGUGCAGGGAUCCUGAGGCUUUGGACAUUGGCGCCCAUGAACUGCUUCCACGUCUAUUUAAAGAGUAGUAGCCGAGCAACCCUUAACAGUUUGACGUGGGUAUUUUCAUGAUCUGGAUUCAGAUGAGACUGCAAAUCUGGUUGAGUGUCGUAAUUCCAUGUUGAGUGUUUGUUCCGUGUUGCGGUCUUGCCAUUUGUGGACGAUCUUGGUGGAUUGCAAUGGAGAAGAGCAUCACUUUUGAGUCAUUGCUCAACAAUUAAUAUUAUGUUUGGUUGAUCUUCCGUCUCAUGGUUCAUACUUUCUGCUGAUGAUUUGGUGUUUGGGUGAAGGGGUAACGAUCUGAUAUUUAGGUUUGUCCAUUCAAUUUAGUCAGCAGGGUGCAUUGUAUAUGAACUCAAAAUGACGUAAGAUACUUUUACGUGCAUAUCUGAGACGAUACUGCAUUGAUGGUGAUCAGUUUUUGAGGCUUUGUUUAUGCAAGCUGAGGCAGUAGUUUUAAGAGCUGAUAUAUUUCUUUCUACUUGCAUUCUUAUUGUUGUGAUUUUGUUGUCAAAUUCCUGUAUAUUUUUUACCAAAUAUAUUUGUACCCGUGCAUUGCAUUAAGUCCUUAUGUUUGGUCUUAAUGUCUUAUGUGACCA